This is a messenger RNA of Mesoplodon densirostris (Blainville's beaked whale), 2220 nucleotides long. RefSeq names its product artemin (gene ARTN). The coding region runs from base 1 to 666 and encodes 221 amino acids. The transcript has 3 exons. Gene Ontology annotation, molecular function: receptor tyrosine kinase binding; glial cell-derived neurotrophic factor receptor binding; growth factor activity. The record is from RefSeq and is a predicted model, not a curated record. NCBI's taxonomy places the organism in Eukaryota, Metazoa, Chordata, Mammalia, Artiodactyla, Ziphiidae.
AUGGAGCCUGGACGUGGAGGCCCUUCUGUGCUGCCCCUCUGGCCCCGGCCUAGGCGGCAGCCUGCCCUGUGGCCUACCCUGGCCGCCCUGGCCCUGCUGAGCAGCAUCGCCGAGGGCGAGGCCUCCAUGGGCCCCGCGCCCAGCAGCCCGGUCCCCCAAGAAGGCCCCGCGCCGGCCCCGGCGCCCCCCGCGGGUUCCCUGCCUGGGGGCCGCGCGGCCGGUCUGUGCGGCGGAAGAGCCCGGCGGCCGCCGCCCCCGCCGCCCGCGCCCGCGCCCGCUGCCCCCCGAGGGUCCCGCGCUGCGCGGGCUGGGGGCCGGGGCGGCCGCGGGAGCCGGGGGAGCCGCGUGCGGGCCGCGGGGGCGCGGGGCUGCCGCCUGCGCUCUCAGCUGGUGCCGGUGCGCGCGCUCGGCUUGGGCCACCACUCCGACGAGCUGGUGCGUUUCCGCUUCUGCAGCGGCUCCUGCCGCCGCGCGCGCUCCCCGCAUGACCUCAGUCUGGCCAGCCUGCUGGGCGCCGGGGCCCUGCGGCCGCCCCCCGGCUCGCGGCCCGUCAGCCAGCCCUGCUGCCGACCCACGCGCUACGAGGCCAUCUCCUUCAUGGACGUCAACAGCACCUGGAGGACCGUGGACCGCCUCUCGGCCACUGCCUGCGGCUGUCUGGGCUGAGGGCUCACUCCGAGGGUGUGCGGACGUACCCUUACCUGUGGGUCUAACUGCCUGGGACCGGCCGGGGGCCUUGGCCGGAGACAGAGGCUUCGGCCGGCUGAGUGACGGACAUCAGCCCUGCGGAGAUAGAGGCACGACUGACCAGCGGCCCCAGGGCUCUCACCCUGCCGGCCUCAGCCCCGCAGACCCCAGAAACCUCAGCUGUGGAGACCCGAGGACCCACUGCUCACAGACGCUGGCACUGACCAGGCCAUGGACCCAGGACUUCUCCUCUGGAGAACCCAGAUGUGUCAGGUCGCAGCCUCAGCCCAGGCCUGGGGGGACAGAUCUGGAGACACAUUGCAGUUGUGUUGCUGAAGUGCCUGUGCUGGAGUGGGCCUUGGACUCACUCGUGGGAGCUGGACCCCUAUUUAUUACUUCUAAGUUAUUUAUUUACUUCUGUGGUUUGUCAGAUCCUUUGCUGGGCUGUGGGGGCCCGAUGGAGAGGUCACUCCCUGACCAUCCCACUCACAACUUCAGGCUCACUCAGCAGUCAUAGGCCUGGCCCGGGACUGCUUGUGCCCACCCAGCAGCUCUGGGAAAUGAGGGGCAUGGAACACAGGCAGAGUGAGUGACAUAGGUGUGUUCACCUGUCCCAACAGGCCAGCCAGCUCACAACCCCUGCACAGUCCCCAGCGGUUGGAGCCUGGGGUUACUGGUGGAGAAAGCCAUACCCUUGAGACCUCAGGCAUGCUGCGGGCCUUGUUUCAUGGUGAAGAUGCAGAGAACCAUACAUUGCCCCACCCCACUGUCACUGAUCAGAGUCCAGGGCACCCUGACAGGUGCAUAUACUGCCUGUGCUUGCAGAUGGCCCAGCAUGGGGAGCUCACCACCCACAUUCCGUGAAACAGCCCAAGUCAAGUGAUGAAGAGGCUGAGGGUGGGGAAGAGGGUGCAGUGGGACGCUGGUUUGGGGGGAUGAAGCACAGAGCAUCAUGGGGAUAAGAAAGCAGGAAAAGACUGAGGGUGCCUAGAGAGACCUGCAUCUUGGGUAAUGAACAAGGAUAGUCACUUAUUCAUUCAACAGAUAUUAUUUUAUGUCAGAUGCUGGGUAGACAGCAGGGAUACAGAAGUGAACCCAUGAUCUCUGCUCUUAAGCUUAAACCAUGAGAGACAGACAAUAAAUAAUUUACAUAAAUAAUAUUUAAAUUCAGUUUGGCAAACAGUAUGAAAAGGACAAGAAGCUAAGAGGUACACACUCUCAUCUGGAAGGAAGAAGAGGUUAAUGCUGACCCUGGCCUUCCACACUGUCCCCAAGUCAUAUCUAAGAAGUCAGUGCAAUCCCUCUGAGAUUCUGUGUGUGUCCUGUGAAAACUUGUUUCCUGGGCCCAAGGAAUUUGUCCUACAUGAUUUUUUUCUUUGCAAAUAAGAUCAGGAUAUGUGUUUGGACGCAUGCUGGGUCUGAGGAACCAUGGGACAUCCAGAGGGGUCGUCAGGAGGCAAUGGGCUGUACUGGUCUGGAGCUGAGGAGGCAGGUCUGGGCUGGAGAUUGAUUUGGCAGCUGUGAGGACAGAGG